Callithrix jacchus (white-tufted-ear marmoset) is the source of this 9042-nucleotide messenger RNA. The record is from RefSeq and is a predicted model, not a curated record. NCBI's taxonomy places the organism in Eukaryota, Metazoa, Chordata, Mammalia, Primates, Cebidae.
UUGAACUCAGGAGGCUGAGGCUGCAGUGAGCUGUGAUGGUACCGCUGCCCUCCAGCCUGAGUGUCAGAGCAAGAUCCUGUCUGUAAAUUGUAACAGUAACAGUGAUAAUUGUACCACCUAUACACGUUCCAUCCAUACCUCCCCGGUAUUGUGCACUCUCCAUACAAAGGUAUGAAAAUUCCCAGAAAACCUGUGCUUGCUCAGUGCUAUCUGGCCUAUUUGGCAAAUGCAGAAAUAGGCUCACAGAAGGGAUGUCACUUGCCAAAAGCCACACAGCCGGCAUGGGGUGGCACUGAGACGCACACCCGGGUCUGGGCAGCGUUAAAACCCCUGCCCCACCCGUGGCCCUCCCCAUCUCCAUGUUAGCAUGGAGCCCUGGGAUGUUUGGGGAGCCGGUUUUCUGUUUCUGUGUGUGUUUGUGGAGAUUGCCCUGAUCUUUCAGGCAUUCUGCCCUGGAGAGCCCCUUGGGGCGGGGGCUUCCUGUCUCUCUUGCUAGGACAUGGCCUUGGGGCUAAGGCCAAGAAGAGUCAAGGUGGGAGGGGAGUGGGGUAGGUGUGGUGGGAUGCUUGGGGGCUGCCCCUCCAGCCUCAGACAUGCCCGGAGUCUGCCCAGAGCCCCUCGCUGGGCCCUGGCUGAGCCACUGCCAAGGGCUGAUUCUCAUCUCCUAACUGAUUCUGCCAGCUGGAGCCAAGGUGGACUCUCCCCAUAGUCUGGGACGAGUGCCCAGGACCCGGUGGUGUCUCUGAGCUUCCUUGUGUCACCUUCUCCCCACCCAGCACUCCUCACAUGCUGCAGGGAGGUGCGCUUGGGUCUUGGAGAGUGUGGCCUCAGUCCCCUGGGGCUUCUGAGUGCAUCCAGGCUGCUCUGCUGACCCUAGAAGGUGACCCAGGAAGCUGUGAGGUCAGGGGGAGGGAUGGGCGGCAAGAGCAGGUCACAGCCCAGCUGUGACCACCUAUGUGGACAGAAGCCUUCCUGUCUCCACUGCACGAAGGUAGUACUGAGGCCACGGAUGGAUUUGCCACCUGUGACAUACGCCACCAGCCUGUGUGUCUGUGCCCCCAUACUGCCACACAGUGCGGAGCAAGGGCUGCCCAGGACCGGUGCCGUGGGGAAGUGACGGAGGAGCCAGUCCUGCUGCAGAAUCCGAGAUAGAGGUGAAAGUGAGGAAGUACACUGUGGCCGUUGAGGCAGCUUUCUGUAAAUCGCUGCCUGGAGGAACACAUGAUACCAGACCAUCCUCUUUGCAAAGAAAGUGAGGUUGACCUACGAUAUCAUCGUAACAUGACUUUUAGCUCAGGCCCGGGGCAUGGCUGGCUGUGGCCGUUCAUCUCGGCCUCCAGGCCCACCACACAGAACACACAGAAGCUGGGCCCACCCCUGCCCUCCACCCAAAGGGUCACGGGAGCGGCUGUCUGACUUUGAAGCCCACUCACUUGCAGCUGACAGGAGAAAAGCCCCUCAAACGGUGUCUGCAUGACGUUGGACUGCCAAGGGCUCCCGGACCCCUGCAGCCAAGGUCCCCUGGCUUGUGAUGACUCUGGGGGGCAGCGGGGCCCGUCCUGGUGCUGAGGAAUCUUUCCUGACUUCCUUUUCCUCCCUCUCCUCCCCAGGGCCUGGCUUGGCCUGUGCCCUCCAUUUUCUACCCCCCUGUUCUGGGAAUUGUGGGUGCCCCCAAAGCAACUUCCUGGGGAGCCAUGCUCAGCAGGUUUGGGGGGCACUCAGGGGCUUGCCUUUUGUCAGACUCCCCGGUGGCCUGGUGCGGGGACUCUGGGGACCACAUUUGGAAAACAUGGGCCCCCCAGUUUUUGACUAGCACAUGAGGUGCCGCACUGAGGGGCCAUUGUCUAGUGUUUAGUGCAGAGCUGACUGGAGAAGUGGGAGGACUAGGCCCUGGGAUGGGAGCAAGGUGGGCACAAAGGGGCUGCCACCCCCCAGGAUCUCCUGGGUUUCACCAGUGCCUGCAAGGGGCCCCUGGAGCUCACCUUGUGAAAACGCAGGUGUCCGGUCAUACCCCAGGGGCUCUGAUUCACAGGAUGGGCCAGGCCAGAGAAUCUGAAUUUCUUUUCCCUUUUUUUUUUUUUUUUUUGAGAUGGAGUUUUGCUCUUGUUGCCCAGGCUGGAGUGCAGUGGCAUGAUCUUGGCUCACUGCAACCUCUGUCUCCUGGGUUCAAGCGAUUCUCCUCCCUCAGCCUCCUGAGUAACUGGGAUUACAGGCAUGUGCCACAACACCUGCUAAUUUUGUAUUUUUAGUAGAGAGGGGGUUUCUCCAUGUUGGUCAGGCUGGUCUUGAACCCCUGACCUCAGGUGAUCCACCUGCCUUGGCCUCCCAUAGUGCUGGGAUUACAGGCAUGCAUGAGCCACUGCACCCAGCCAAGAAUCCAAAUUUCUAACAAGUUCCUGGGCAAGGUCAAUGCUGCUGGGCAGGAGGACCACACUUUGAGGACCACAGGUGGACACCGGCAGCUGCAGACCCAGCUGGGACCAGGGCAGAGGCCAAGUCCUCCCCAUUCCUCGGGAGCUGCCUCAGCCGCAUGGUGAUAUCGACGUGGCAUCUGCAUGGGGGGACCGGAGUUCAUCCUCGCUGAGUGCAUCUUCCUUCAUUUUACAGGCACUGACUGGGACAUCUCCACAGCCCCCUCUGCCCUGGGAUCACCUGCCACCUCUGUGUGAAAGCAUCAGCCAGGAGUCCAAGAACUUCCUUCUGGAGCCUCACACCCCCAGCGUGGAGCCUGGCAGGGAACAGAUUCUCUCCAAACCUUUGUGAAUGAAUGAAGGAUGAUGUCACUCGAAUCCAUCCCCGUUUUAUAUUUUAUUUUUAUUUUUAAAUUUUAUUUUAUUAUUAUUAUUUUUUUUGAGAUGAAGUCUCACUCUGAGAUUCAGAGACAGGAAGCCACUUACCAGGGGCACACAGGAGGAGACCAGUGAGUAGGACCUCUGGUCCAUCUGGGAGGCCACCAGGCAGGCCUCUUCUCAGAGUCCUUGGCCUCUGCUUGAUGAGCCAGGAUUUUUCACCCACUGUGGGCCCAGUGGGCUGAGAGGACAUGGGCUAAGUGUCGGAAGCUGCAGAACUGAUCCCUCCUACUUGGCUGGAGGCUCGCAGACUCAGCAGGCUGUGGGGGCUGGGGAGGGUGGACGACGCACAAAUGCACUCGUGACCACAGGCUCAAGAGUGACAGUGCCUGUCAGGAACCGGGAGGCAGGGCCUGUCUUUUCUUGCUGUUUUAUUGCCUUCAAAGUCUGGACCAAGUGGUUUCUGGAUGGAGUCACGGUAACCUUGCGUCUGUUCCAGCAAUUCGUUCACAAAACAAGGGCCAACAUCUCGGUGAUGCCUCUGAUCCCCCCGAGCCUGUCUGCAAAUGGGAAAAGUGUGAUUCCAUUUAUCUCCCAUUUAUUGAGCACCUGCUACGUGCUGGGCUGGAUGGUCUAGCUCAACCUCUACAGCCCACAACUGCUGUCGGUUUUGUGUCUUGUGUUUUUCACUUGAUAGUGUAUUGUGCGCAUUUUCUUGUGUCCCAAAGGUCCUUGUGAGAGAUGGUGUCUGGAGAGCGGGUAUCGCAGGGGCCUGCUGCCUGGCUUACCUCUUCCCAAACUGGGGCUCCUCUGUGCUGCCUCCUCUCUGUCCAGCUCCUCCUUCGAGGCCUGGCUUAAUUCUACCUCCUCCACAAAGCCCUCCGUUCCCUCGCUCCGGGCCAGUGCGGUCUCCUUUGCAGUCACUGGCUCUCUCCUUGCCUUGCCUCCCCCUGGCCUCCUAACCUUCUCCUUCUCUCUCAUGGGGUGAUGCCUUUUCUCUUCCUCUACAUGCAUUAGGUCUGAGCUCAAAGUCACCUUGUCAGAGCCCCUCCCUGGACCACCCUGUGUGAUUAUCCUGUGGGCUUGUUCCUGCGUUUGUCCCUGAGCUCACAGGGUCUGGUUGUUCGGUAGAAGGACUCCUGUAAAGGUGCUGGGUAACCGAAAAACACAGAAGAUCUAGCAGUAAAAAUAAAAGAAAGACCAGGCGCGGUGGCGCAUGCCUGUAAUCCCAGCUACUCAGGAGGCCGAGGUGAGAGGAUCACCUGAGGUCAGGAGUUCGAGACCAACCUGGCCAAUGUGGAGAAACCUCUUCUCUACUAAAAAUACAAAAAUUAGCCAGUCGUGGUGGCACACACCUAUAAUCCCAGCUACUAAGGAGGCUGAGGCAGGAGAAUCGCUUGAACCCGAGAGGCAGAGGUUGUACUGAGCCCAGACCGUACCACUGCACUCCAGCCUGCAUGACAGAGCAAGACCCUGUUCCAAAAACAAUAAAACAAAAUAAAAAUAUUGCACACUCAGUUAAAUAUGAAUGUCAGAUAAGUACCGAGUAACUUGGGAUAAAUAUGGAAUGGAAUACACAGGCUAAAAAUCUGUUUUUACCUCAAAUUCAAAGGACACUCAGCAUCUUGAAUUUAAUCUGGCAACUCCAACACCUCCCACCCUCUGCCCCUUGUCAGGCAAGCUCAAUAGCGAGGCUGUGUGCCCCGCCCUCCGCAGGGAACCUGAUCUGAAGCACGUGCUGGAUCAGUAAGUACCCGUUGCUAGAGCCAGUGAUGGGUCCCCGCCCCCGCUGGGGAAUCCAGGGGACCCACGCCAGCCCAGCCAGGUGGAAUCGUCGGGAACAGAGGGCACCUCCUUCUCUGCAAAGACCAGUGCAAAUUAAAAGAAGUUUGAGAUGCAGGCUGUUUGAUCCAAGAGAUGCUUUUUAAUUAUUGUCAGACAGCUGUGACUGACUGAGCACCUACUGCGUACCUGGCCUCACACUGUUCUCAUACGCAACAGCUCUGCAGGAAGCCAUUCUUACUGGUAUUCAGAGAGGGGCAGACCUGGCCUCGGAUCGCACAGCCGGGAGCUGGACACUGAGCUCUCUCCAGCCAGCUCAGGUGCCACUGACUGCAGCACCUCCCUGUGGCACCAGACCAGGGCCUCUGAGGCCGCUUUAAAGAGGUUCUUUGAGAAUGGCACACUUACUGGGCAAAGGCUCAUGCGUGACCCUGAAGUUCUUGAGCAAGCCACCCUCUCAUCACGAAGUUCAUUUAUUCAGUGCACCCUGUGUUCCCAUCCACAUUUGGUGCACAGGAGAGCCCCCUGCUCAGGAAUUUGGAAUUAAGGAGGCUUUGAAUGAACGAGGCUCUACUGAAUUUAAAUUCUAGAUGGGGCAGGGAGGGACCAGGUACUGGUGAGCUGUAGAUGAGGCAGGGGUUCGAAUCCAGCCUCUACUGUUUCUCAGCUCUGUGUCUUUGGACAACUCACUUUCUCUGGCCCUCAAUCUCGCCAUCUUUAAAGAGGGGGCGAAAUGAUUUCAGAUACCCCAAGGCCCCACGAAGUGCUAGUGACUGAGGUCUGCUGGUGUUGAAGGUGACUGGGAACGGGGUAGGGUCCCAUUUUCCCUGGGGGAACCUGGCCCUGUGUCUGAGGUGCCCGUGGCAUCUCUGCUAGCUGCACCUGGUUUCUGACUCACCCCAGGGAGCUGCCAGGCAGAGGAAACUGCUCUCCUGGCCUGGGCACCAAGCCGAGGUCAGCCAAAAGCCAGGUUUCCUGAGACCUGCCUUCUAGGCUACGGGCCUGCUGUAGGGGCUGGUGCAUGUGUGUGUAUGUGUGUUCAUAUGUGGAGUGCACACGUAUGUAUGUGUGCAUGUGUAUGUGCACGUGUACGUGUGUCUGUGUGUGUGCAUGUGUACGUGUGUCUGUGUGUGUGCAUGUGUGUAUGUGUAUAUAUGUAUGUGUGUUUGUAUAUAUGUAUGUGUGUAUGUGUGUACACGUGUGUAUGUGUGUAUGUGUGUGUCCACGCGUGUAUGUGUGUAUGUGUAUUUGUGUGUAUGCGUGUAUGCGUGUAUGUAUGUAUGUUUGUAUAUAUGUACGUGUGUGUAUGUGUUUACAUAUAUGUAUGUGUGCGUGUGCAUGUGUGUAUAUAUGUAUGUGUACGUGUGUACACGUGUGCAUGUGUAUGUGUGUACACACGUGUAUUUAUGUGUGUAUGUGUGUGCAUGUGUGUAUGUGUGUAUAUAUGUAUGUGUGUUUGUAUAUAUGUAUGUGUGUAUACGUGUGUAUGUGUGUGUGUCCACGCGUGUAUGUGUGUAUGUGUAUUUGUGUGUGUAUGCGUGUAUGUAUGUGUGUUUGUAUAUAUGUACGUGUGUGUAUGCGUGUACAUAUAUGCAUGUAUAUGUAUGUGUGUGUGCGUGUGCAUGUGUGUAUGUAUAUAUAUGUGUAUGUGUGUACACGUGUGCGUGUGCAUGUGUGUACACAUAUGUAUGUAUGUAUGUAUGUGUAUGUGUUUAUAUAUGUACGUGUGUGUACAUAUGUGUAUGUAUAUAUGUGUAUGUGUGUACAUGUGUGCAUGCAUGUACGUGUGUGUACACGUGUGUAUGUUUGUAUAUAUGUAUGUGUGUGUAUGUAUAUGUAUGUGUGUGUGUAUGUGUGUAUAUGUGUGUGUGUGUGUGUGAGAGAGAGAGAUGAGGAGGCAUGGGCUGCAGUCUGCACAGAGGUGGGGGUGGGGGCGGGCUCCCAUAUUUUAAACUCAUCACCUGGCUGGGGAAGCGGCUGUCCUUGCUCCAGAAACGUGUCUCUGUAGCUCUAUAUUCCCAAAUUGUCAUCACUGUCCCUCACGUGUGCUUGGAAUAACACUCAACCUCCUCCAAGGCUCCCAAGGCCCCAGAAGCCUGCUCCUGCCCGAGGCACUCACUUCUGCCUCAACCCCACCCUGUGGCCACCCCGAACACCUCAAAUCCUUUCCCUCCUUGCAGGCCUUGGUCUGGGCUGUACCGGCCAGCGGGACUCCUUGUUCUCUCCACUCCAUCCCUCUCUUGCUCUGCCUUCUCCAGGAGGCCUUUGUGAAUGCGCUGCGGACACGGGCUCUCCCAUGAGUGUCUCAGCCCCGUGUUUGCCUCUCCCCAGCCAGGGUAGAGGCUCCUGCAUGCUGAGUCCUUAUCUGUGGUAUGCUGACCCUAGUGGCUAGGCAGGGCCUGGGCCCCAGGACCCCUCCGGAUCUGUGGAGAGAAGAAGUCAGAGGGCUGCGUGAUUUAAACCCCAUGUGUGUGGAGAGAGCCAUUCUCCCCGCCACAUAUCCAUCCGUUCAUUUGUCCAUUCAACCGGCCUGGGCGAUCAGGGUUAAAGAGACACUGGCUCCUGCCCUUGUGAAUCCUGCUCCAGGUGUGUGUCGGGGGCUGGGGGCGAGGCUGGCACUGGGCAGGUGAGGACCGAAAGCAAACACCACCUGGCGACCUCUCUGUUUUCUCCCACACAUUCUCCCUUUCUGGAUGUUAAGAGAUUAAUAUAUGCAAAUACCCUUUUCCUAUGGUGGUUUUAGCCUCUCACUCUGUGGAUUAUGUUACUUGAUUUAAAUACAUCUUCUCCCCACCAACAUAUACAUGUAUAAAUCCUAAACACUAAAUAAAAUCCCCUCAUUUCCCAUGUGCUGCGGAGCUUCUAAUCCCAAGUCCUGUGGGCAUUUCAGCAGUUAAGAUGGUUCAUGGGGGCUGCGGAGAUUUUAUUUGGAAUAUCAAAUACCUGUCCCUUAAUGGAGUUUGCUAAUACCAGCCAGAGGGGGUCAAGGGAGAAGCUGGAGCUGGAGAGGGGGUGGGAGGAGCCUCUGGAAGGAAAGAGGCGUGUGAGCAAGUGAAGAAAGGUUUGGACCAGAUGAGGGGGUCGCACAGCAAGACUGGAGGGGACAGCUGGAUCUGGGCGCAUCGGAGGCCCGGGCAGGACUGUGGGUUCAUUAGAAAACAGUUGAGGAGACCUGGUAUGGAGGCUCCACCUGUCAUCCCAGUUUGGGAGGCUGAGUCAGGAGGAUUGCUUCAGCCCUGGAGUCUGAGACCAAGCUGGGCAACAUAGUGAGAGCCUGUCUUUAUGAAAAGUAAAAAUAAAAAAUCAGCUCGUCAUGGUGGUGCGCACCUGUGGUCCCAGGUUAUCAGGAGGCUGAGGCAGGAGGAUUGCCUGAGCCUGGUAGGUAGAGGCUGCAGUGAGCUGUGAUUGCACCACUCCACUCUAGCCUGGGAGACACAGUGAGACCCUGUCAAAAAAAAAAGAGAGAGAGAAAGGGAGGAAGGGAGGAAGGGAGGGAGGGAUGAGGGAGAGAGAGAAGGAAGGAAGAAAGAAAGAGGGCUGGGCGCGGUGGUUCACGCCUGUAAUCCCAGCACUUUGGGAGGCUGAGGUGGGUGGAUCACGAGGUCAAGAGAUCGAGACCAUCCUGGUCAAUAUGGUGAAACCCCAUCUCUACUAAAAAUACAAAAAAUUAGCUGGGCAUGGUGGCGUGUGCCUGUAAUCCCAGCUACUUGGGAGGCUGAGGCAGGAGAAUUGCCUGAACCCAGGAGGCGGAGGUUGCAGUGAGCUGAGAUCGCGCCAUUGCACUCCAGCCUGGGUAACAAGAGCAAAACUCUGUUUCAAAAAAAAAAAAAAAAAAGAAAGAAAGAGGAGGGAGGCUGGGCACGGUGGCUCACGCCUAUAAUCCCAGCACUUUGGGAGGCAGGUGGAUCAUAAGAUCAGGAGUUCUGGACCAGCCUGGCCAACAUAGUGAAACCCCAUCUCUAAUGAAAAUACAUAAAUUAGCCAAAUGUGGUGGCAUGCACCUGUAAUCCCAGCUACUUGGGAAGCUGAAGCAGGAGAAUUGCUUGAACCUGGGAGACAGAGGUUGCAGUGAGCCAAGACUGUGCCAUUGCACUACAGCGUGGGUGACGGAGUGAGACUCUGUCUCAAAAAAAAAAAAAAAAAAAAAAGAAAGAGAAGGAAAGAAAGAGAAGCAAGCAAGCUAUCAAGGAGAGUUUGGGGACAAAUCUGGAUCUGGCCAAACUUGGGCCUCAGCCUCCUGGCCAAGCAGGAGGGCUCCGGAACCUGAGUAUCACCAGGUGGGUCCCUGUACUUCCACAGUCAAGGGACAGAGUCCGGGCUGGCCUUUGGGCACCUGACCAGCAGGUGCAUGGUGGAGACUCGCCGAUCCUCGCCUGAAUGACCCAGGAACUUCCCCACACUGUGCCCGGCACCCUCUGGUCCUCCCCUUUCUUCCUCCAGGAAGACCGCCCCUCCUCGGAGGGAAGGCACA